This is a messenger RNA of Schistocerca nitens (vagrant locust), 2073 nucleotides long. RefSeq names its product speckle-type POZ protein-like. Lineage: Eukaryota; Metazoa; Arthropoda; Insecta; Orthoptera; Acrididae. The transcript has 6 exons. The record is from RefSeq and is a predicted model, not a curated record. Gene Ontology annotation, molecular function: ubiquitin protein ligase binding. The coding region runs from base 444 to 1721 and encodes 425 amino acids. Gene Ontology annotation, cellular component: nucleus; cytoplasm. Gene Ontology annotation, biological process: regulation of proteolysis; proteasome-mediated ubiquitin-dependent protein catabolic process.
GUAUUUAGAGAAGAACGUAGAAACUGAAGUAUACUGGUGCAGGUAUCGAAAGCGGAAGUGUGUUAAUGUCAAUAUUCGGAUAACGAUCACAGCUUGUGCGUGCUGGUGGCAUCUAGCGGCAAGGUGUUAGGCGUUAGGUGGUUGUUUUGCUGCCCGGCGGAAAAGCGGACUGUAGUGCAAACUGGAGGUGUGGUUUUAUGUUUUGAUACCGGGAACGUAACGUUUUCAUCGUUUUUGUUUUGUUGACUUGUGCACACACAUACGUAUUGUUUUCAUCUGGUUGUUGUUAAACACUUCAAGACAUCAGAAGCCCUGCCAUUCUGAAGUGAUGCAUUAGUAUAAUGGGCAGUGGGCAUAGUGUAUGAAGAUUAAAUUUGUUGUGCUGUUUCCAGUUUUACAUUAUCCGAUAAGGUUGUCAUCACAUUGAAGGAUCUCUAUGAGAAAUGUCUCAAGAACAGAGGACUCUGCGAAGGGCAGUCAGACAGUCUCUCUGUUUCAGGUGCCACGCGCCAACCAACAUGUUCCCAUUAGCGCAAAGUCCACAAUUUCCGCAGGCUCAUUCGUUUGGUAAUGCAAGUUUGACGCAGACAUCCACGGUGCUAUUGUCACCUGUUGUGGAAGGUACAAUAUGUCAACCACCAAUGAUCACCGCAAGCAGGUGCAAUAAUGUGUCAGCUGCAGGCAUUACAAGAUUUGAGAAAGAAAAAGUUGUUUACACCUGGACAGUUACGGGCAUAAAGAACUGGCCCGAGGACGUGAGCAGCAUAGCAUCUACUUCUUUCCGUCACCCAAAUUCAAGCGAGUGGUGCAUGGUGCUGUCGAAGAAAGGCAACGAGUUGCAUCUCUGUUUCUGGUUGAAAGUAAGCAAGGAACCUGCCAAAGCAAACCUGAAAGCUACACUUUCUUUAGGUGGAGACGAGAAACGCGAAGUGUAUCCGCCGUUAUACUGUACACUUAAAGGGGGUGAGAAGUCAGCACCAAAGUCUAUCAGUGACACCUUUCCCAUUACAGAUGGUUACAGGAAUGUGGGUGACAGUUUGACAUUCGAGUGCGAGGUGGAGAUUAUGUGCAUUGUGUGGGACGAGUUGCCAAGCGCUUCUGCUCUGGAGACUGAGCCCGGCCUCGCUAGAGACUUCGGUAAUUUGUUGGAGUCCCAAGAUUUUUCAGACUUCAUUCUGCAAGCUGGAGAUGUCAAAUUCAAAGCGCACAAGGCAGUGCUGUCCACCCGCAGCCCUGUCUUUGCCAGAAUGUUGCAGCAGGAUAUGAAGGAAGCACAAGAAAACUGCGUCUACAUCGAGGGCGUGGAACCGGGUGUGGUGGCAGAGGCACUGCGUUACAUGUAUACAGGCCGCGCGCCGGCACUGUGCGAUAUGGCCCGAGGCUUGCUGGUGUUUGCAGACCGUUACGACCUGUGUGAGCUAAAGAGCCAGUGCGAGGUGGAGCUGUCGAGGCGCCUCACCAUAGACAAUGCCGCCAAUUCUGCAGUCUUUGCUGUGGUCAACUCAUGUGAUGCCCUACUCAAGGCUUCUGUAGCUUUCAUAAAGCGGCAUAUUGAGGAGGUGAUGGGCACUACAGGCUGGAAGGAUGCCCUCCACAGCGACCCAGGCUCUGUCGAAAAGAUCAGUCAGCUCAUCGCAGCUGGUUCCCAGAGUAAAUCCGAUGAUGACUCUGCAAAGAAGAAUGUAAUUGAAAAACCAUUGGACGGCAUACACUGGAAUUAGUAUGCAACAUGAAACUUGAUGCGGCACCUAAGUUUUGUGUUCUGUGACGGGUUCCUGUGCUGCUAUGCAUGUAAUGGGUGACAGACAAGGAUCCAAGAUGAGAAGUCCGCUUGAAGUUUGGAGGGCAGUAUAACGUGAUUAUUAUUAUUAUUUCUUUGUAAUACCCUGUAUCUUGUGAAAUUGAUUCACAACUUAUUACUGUAGUGUAGUUAGGUUACCAAAUUUUGAUAUGCCUAAAAGUUAUAUAAUUCCUUCAAGUAUUUAAAUGUAUGUGUUUCCUCAUUAGUAACUUCAUACAUUGUAUGAAUAAAUGUAUUGUUUAUUGAUAUUAAAAACUAUUUCGAUACUGUGA